Messenger RNA from Oxyura jamaicensis (ruddy duck), 549 nucleotides. RefSeq names its product leukocyte receptor cluster member 9-like. NCBI's taxonomy places the organism in Eukaryota, Metazoa, Chordata, Aves, Anseriformes, Anatidae. The annotation marks the transcript as partial. The transcript has 2 exons. Gene Ontology annotation, molecular function: metal ion binding. The record is from RefSeq and is a predicted model, not a curated record.
AUGGAGCCGGGACCGGGGCUUGAACCUGAACCGGGGCCGGAACCGGGGCUGGGGCUGGGGCCGGAACCGGGACCAGGACCGGGGCUCGAACCCGAACCGGGAUCCAAACCGGGGCCGGGACCGGAGCUCGAACCCGAACCAGGACCGGGCCCGGAGCCGGUGGCCGCGCCCCCCCCGUGCCGCUGGUUCCUGGAGGGCCGCUGCCGCUUCGGUCCCCGCUGCCGCCACCCCCACCCGGGCCAGGCCCCGGUACCGGCACCCGAACCGAAACCCGAGCCGGAACCGGAGCAGGAAGCGGGGAAGAAGCCUCCCCUCCGCUCGGCCGGCGCCGUCCUCAACCGGCUCCGGUGGGACCCGGAGCUGGACCCGGCCUUGGCCACCGUGGGCUACCGGGACCGCUUCGUGGGGGUCGUGGAGCGGCCCCUGCUCGACUUCUUCCCGGGGCCGCUGGCGGACGCCGGGCCCGGGGACUUGGCGGUCCCGGAGCACCGCAUCCUGCACGUCUCCUACCGGGGCCGCCGCGUCUGGGACCGGCAGCGCCGCCUCGAU